AUGCACUCGUCCGUACUCCAACCAGGAACCCACACCUUCCAUGCGCCAGCAAAAGGCCUCACAUUCGAAUAUGUGAUCCACCGUCCAACCAUCCCAUCACCACAAGAACCACACAACAUAAUAGUAAUACAAUGUCCGGGCUGGGGCCUAGGAUCUCCCUACCUCCAACACGGCCUCCACGAUCUCUGGAACCCCCAAACCAACAACACAGUGAUCUUCUUCCACCCACGCGGAACAGCCGGCACAACCAAACCACCCUCAACACAAAUGAGCAGUCUAGAUCUCGCCUCCGACCUAGAAGACCUACGCCAGCACCUUCAGUUAUCACAAUACCCCGUCCUACUGGGCCAUUCCAACGGCGGAGCCAUUGCACUCGGAUAUGCGCAGAUGUAUCCCAGUCGAGUGUGUAAGCUGAUUCUACUCGACCACCAGCUGGUCGGUGUUCAAGAUAAGAGAUUAUUACAGAUUCAAGCUACUAGAAUCGAUGAUCGAUACCAGGAUGCGUGGGAUAGUAUGUCCGGGAAACAGACUGGGUCUGAUGAGGAAUUUACGGAGUCUGUUCGUGCUAUGUGGCCUUUGUAUUUCUUUGAUCCGGGAUAUGUACCGGAGUUACUGAAAGGUAUUGGGAGAAAGAAGUUGUCGGUUUGGUGUUAUGAGGCUCAGGGGAGAUGUGAUAGGAAGUCCGGGGGGAUGGUUGAGGGAUUGGGGAAUGUGAGGGCGAAGACGCUUAUGAUAUUUGGGAGGGAGGAUAUGAUAUGUGGGAUUGGGAUUGCGGAAAAGACGAUGGAGGGAAUUCCAGAUGCGGAAUUCAUUUGUUAUGAUGGUUGUGGGCAUUUUCCUUGGAUUGAGAAGAGGGAUGAGACGAUACUUGAUAUCCGUAAAUUCAUUGAAAAGGAAUAA
Molecule: messenger RNA, 900 nt
Organism: Penicillium bovifimosum
Lineage: Eukaryota; Fungi; Ascomycota; Eurotiomycetes; Eurotiales; Aspergillaceae
Product: alpha/beta fold hydrolase
Exons: 1
Coding region: 1-900 (299 amino acids)
Source: RefSeq, a predicted model, not a curated record